UUUUCUUACCAUCGAAAAUGUUGCCUUUGAAAGACUAUCAGCGUAGUGACAGUUGUGAUAUUGCCUUCUAAAAAUAAUGGAUGUUUCGCGCAAGGCGCGGUAUACGGAUACCUCGUACCUCAUCUUCCAGCAGUUGGACAAGGGUGGCGUACUAUACGCGUUCCCACUCGUCGUAGGUCUGAUACAGCGUUCACCGAAGAAAACUUCACCUAGCAGUGCUCCAUCCUCGCCGAAACCUCGGUGCGACGUCAAUGAGGCACUGGUGAUCGAUAGCCCGGAGGAGUCGAUCCUGGGCAAACACAAGAAGCCCAACAGCUACAAGGCGAAGGAUACGCGUAAACCGGCCGGCAGUGGUAUACCGCGCCGUCAGAGCAAAAUCGCCGAGAAGCGUAAAAACCGGCGUAGCUUGGAGCUGAAGGCAGUGGAGGAGGUAUCGCGCGAAGAGGAAGAAACCAAAGAGGAAGAGGACGACCGUAGGCAGGAAGAUGAAACGAAGGUGCAGGUCUGUGAUAUAUCCGGCCGUGCGGCGAAUGGGUCCCUCAACCCGUCCACCAAUCAGCCACGAACGUUCAGUGUUAUCAGCAGUGACGAGCCGGACAGUGUGCAGAAGGACAUACAGGUGGCGGUGGACUUUCAUCAUCGACCCAACUCGGAGGUGGAACCGUUCCGAUCGAGCCUGAUCGAGGCAAACAAUAAUGAUUUGCGGUGUAAAACGGCCAACGAACCGGAUCGUUGCCGCGAUUCGGAUGUAGAAUCUGUCAGUACGCUGACACCAAGCAUCGGUCCCGGGACGGAGGGGCGGAGCGAGGAUGGGACGCAGGCGGAACCGUCCGGACCGCAGCGAAUGUUGGCGCCCGGUGUACAGAUUCGGCGCAAACAGUAUCCAUACGAACCGUGCUAUCUGGUCGGGUCGGAGUUCAGUGACACGAGCGAUUUCACUGAUACCGCCAGCAGCGUCGCCAGUGACCUAGAUGAGACCGAGUAUGCUCGGGUUGAGCUGCGUAAGAAAAAUGGCCGCGAAGAGGAACAGCAGCAGGCAAUCAACAAGUACAAUUCACUACCAUUGCAUGCGAUCAACGGUCAGCAGCAUCAGCAGCAACAGCAACAACCUAGGCCAACCACCAACCUGAACCAUGUAAAUAACAACCACUACCACAAUUAUUCGCUUCAACCGUACUACAACCGGCCGCCACAGCAGCAACAGCAGCAUCAAUCGCCACAUCAGCAUCACUCGUAUCCUGUCACACGGAUCGCGGAAGAACCCCAAACGCUGCGGCUCAACUACGUCACCGAGCGGAUACUCGCGUCAACCUUACCGGCCCGGCGGCUUCAGAAUGGAUCAUCGUCACCGCACGCCUCCAACGGUUCGCUGCCGGCCGACGAGCACGAGCGCGAACUCAUCAGCAUGCUGGAACAGAAGCAUAAGCAGAACUACCGGAUACUGGAUCUGGAGUCGCGUCUCGUCAACAUUACGCUCGAGAAGCUGUGCGAGCUGUGCAAAUACAUCGAUUCCUGGCUGGGCAGCGGCAAGGAAAAGAUCGUCGUACUGCAGGACAGGGAAGAUAAACAUCGGCUCGGGACGGCGAUCGCCGCUUACCUGCAGUAUCAAAAAAUCUGCGGCUCGAACAUUCCGCAGGCUGGCGGUCACUCGAAGAAUUCCCUUUCGCCCGGUGGCAGCACGGAUAGUGGUCGCAAAACACCCACCUGGUUGGAUUUGGACAUCUUCUCGAUGCAAAAGUUUCUCGAAUCGUUUGCCAACCCUCUGCGCAUUCCUUCCCACAAAAGAUACAUUCAAUACUUCUCCGGACUGCUGUCGGGUGUGAUCAAGUUGAAUUCGUCCUCCUUCUUCCUGAAAGCGAUACGGGUCGAAUCUCCGCCAUGUUUGCACUAUCGUGCCAUAACCGUCAACAGCGAGUGGCGCAGCUUCAUUAAAAUUUUCGAAGGCGUCCGGUGUCUUUUCACGUCCGACAUCUACGUCAUACCGAUCACGACGCGGCACUUUAUCUACGAGAUAAAGCACCCGCUACGGUUGCGCGGUGACAUCCUGGUGCGGUGCUACCAGAUCAUACCAAAUAACAACAAGGCGACGUACGAGAAGGAGCUGAUCGCGUCCGUGCAAUUUCACACAUGUGCCAUAACCGAAAAGGAAGUACAAUUCAAAAAGGGAGAUCUAGACUGGGCGUGCGAAGAUGAGCGCUUCUCGGCGGAACAUACGAUGACGUUCUGUUUCGACACCGUACCAAACGAACGGCCCAUGAUUCUCGUUUUCCAGGAUCCACUCGUCAGGAUAGAACCGAUCGCGGAGAAUGGCGAUCAUCUGGAAACGAUUAACGAGGAUGAGUCCGGCCAUACGCAGGGUCCGCUGGAUGGAUCACUGUACGCGACCAUACUGAAGAGCCCAAAGUCUCCGACCGCACCGCAUCUCAUCUCACCGCCGGCCGAGUUUAGCAACGGCAAAGCGCCACUGCUGAACGGCACCGGUCCACCACCCGUGCCGGAACGUUCGAAGACACCGAACUCGAUCUAUCUCAGUCACAACGGAACGCCCCGCAGUACGCCCGUACCGUUCGCCGUGGCACCACCGCCACCGGCAAGUCCCGCGUUCGGGAACGAGAGCAAGAGUACGGCGAACAGCGUACGGGCCGUGUCCACCAGUGCGAACAGCAGCUACAGCUCGUAUCAAAGUCCGGGUGCGCCUGAUGCUGGUGGCAAGGUUCGGCCUUCCGCUACGCAGGUUGAUGGGCGCGAGUCGGUGCGCAGUCCGCUGACGGUGUCCAUGGACUCGGGCAUCUCGAGCAGUGGCCCAGUUAAUCGUCGCAUACAGGGAUCGAGCGUUUCGCCGUCAAGUUUUCCGAGUCCGCAAGCUAGUCCGCAAGAUGAUCGUCAUCGGGAGCUGGACGACCUGCUGUCCGAUAUGAUGCUUACUGUGCAGGGCAUUCCGGACGUUGGCCAAAAAGCAGACCAAACAGACCAUCACCAACCCCAGCAGCAGCAGCAGCAUCAUCAUCAUCACCAUCAUCAUCACCAGAAUCCCAACGAUCACUUCGUCAAUACCAACACCGACACGAUCAAGCGCUCGCAUUCGGCCCAGCUGCCGCCGGUAACAGCAGCGCGCGAGGACAACCGCUCACGUACGCCCUUAACGGUGAGUGACUACUCACCAUCUGCAGCAGCAGCAUCAGCCGCCGCGAAAGAGCGCGAGCUCCUGAUGUACGAAACGUCCAGCACGACGACAACACUCACGCCACCCCCAAGCGAGAGCGGUCGCGAAACGCCACUGCUGAGUGCGUACGCAUCGGGCGGCACGAUUCGCGAACGCGACCUGCAAAAUAUAAAUAACAAUAAUCUGACGCCAGCGGAGCGCGAGCUCAUCAUGAGCGUGCAGCGCCAUCAGCAUCAGUCGCUUGCGUAUCCUCGACCGGCACGGUCGACCACGGGAGCAUCGGAACGGUUUACCUCGGACGACGACGACGAUCUGCUCGGUGGCGGAAGCGGCGGCCAGAUACCGUACCACGCGCGGGAAGACUCGCGCCCGUUCACGUACGGCAACAUACCGGCCAGCGGUGCACCGCAGCAUCCGCCGGCCGCCACCAUGAUCAAGAUGCAGUCGGGCCUGUCGAGCCCGUCGAUGGUGCGGAAGGCGCUCGGGACGCCAACGGCCGGCCGGAAAACGGCCACCCUGCCGCGCAACGAGUUCGAGGAAAUGUUGCGCGAACGGCGCGAAAAAGUGCUCAGUGAAAAGUACACGAUCGGCGAUCAGUCGCCGGGUGGGGGCACGGGCGGUAUCAUGGUCAGCGACACCAUCAACAACAACAGUAACGGUGGUGAUGGCCGGUGGACGUAUCAGCAGCAUCACACGGUGAAAACGGUCACCACGCAGGGUGCGGCCCCAGCGGCCAACGGAUAUCCGGCCCACGAACCGCUCAAGCGGUCCAACACCAUGGACGGUAGCUUCGGGCGUCAGUUCUCCAACGAAGGCAUAUCCGGUCAGUCAUGGCUGCAACUUCAGCAGCAAAAGCUACGAGCCCGCCGGGAGCAGCAGCGGCGAGAACAUUCGAAUAGUUUUAGUUACAACUACGGCAGUCCGGCAUUCCCGACCGGCGAAAACGUCUACAGCACAACGCAUCGGCGCAGCCAAACACUGUCGCCGGUACGAAACGAUCGGAACUAUCACACCCUGACGACCACCAGGACCCAUUCGACGGAGCGUCCGUUUGUGGCGGUACAGCGAGCACACGAAAAUGCGAAGCUCCAGACAAUUGGGAAUGCACCAAUGUCCAUUUUGAAUGCCUCACCGCACGGUCACAUUGCACAAGCACAAACAGCAUCCUCACCAUCGCCGUCGUCUACGCACACGACGGUAUCGUCCCCGUCACCGGCACCACCGUCGACAGGCAACUCGGUAUCGAUCACGCACCAUCAUCAUCAUCAUCAUCAUCAGACGGUCAAUGGAAGUAGUAGUGCGGCCAGUAGCCCAGUCAAUGAUCAGCAACAUGCGGCGACACCACCGCAACAGCAUCGGCACACCAACGGCAAUGGCGCUCACUAUCAGUCGCAGCAGCAGCAGCUCAACAGCAGCCUGAACGGUAGCAGUGGACUGCUGUCCCUAGCCGAGCAGGAUCAUUCAACUCCGAAACACGGACAGGUUCGAUUGGAGUCCGAACAGAUAAUAUUCAGUAACAUAAACAGUCUGAAUAAUCUCGAUAACUGCGAAAAGCUCAAUAACCUGCUAAACGAAAUAACCAACAGUGCGGCGGCUGUGGCGUCCGUUGCGUCGUCGGAACCGCCGACCCAAACCGUGGAAAGCCAAGCAUGCAUUAGCCCUAACACUACUACUUCCAGUGUAACUACCAACAGCUCGUCUUCAUCCUCCAUGUCCGCUAAUAGUGCUCCAAGUCUCACUAAUCACAACAACACCCAUCAUGUAAUCGACUCGUACCAUCAUCACCACCAUCAUAAACUUCAUCAAACGUCGGACUACUGUCACCGAAAUGGGCACAAAGCACCGCGAGAACAGGAACCGAUGGAACUGUCCUCGCCGGACGGUAGUGUAGAUGAGAAACCGGUCACUCAACCACCGGCAGCCGGCAUUGAGCGAAGGAAUGGUCAUGCGAACGACGCCUCCACCGCGAAUGUGAUGGGGCAUGGGCAGCUUGCGCUGGACAAGCUGCUCGCCUCACUAGCACUGGAGAGUGACGUUACGGAGGAGCAUUUGGCCAAGAUCGAUGGUCACAGUAACACCAACACCACCAACGGGUGCUAUCCGGAACAGCGGCCCACGGUUCACUUUCAUCCUUCGCGCGAACUUUCAGACGUGUUGGCAAAUCUGGCCGAGUACGAUCUGAGCGAAACGCAGCGCAAUGGCAACCUGUACCACUAUCAGCAACAUCAGAACGCCUCCUCGUCCGCUGAUACCGCGAACGGCAAUUAUCGUCUGUAUCCGACCCACGGGCUAGAGUUGGUGAACGGUGGUUACACGCUAAGCAAUGGUCACCACCAACAGCCCGGCCAAGUACAGCGCAGUACCAGUCGAAGUAGCAACGAGACAGGAGUUGCUCAGCAGUCGUCGCAGCAACAGUCACAGAACGGCUCUCCAAACAUACAGCAACAGCAGCAACAUCACCAUCAUCAUCCCCAUCAUCCGUUACUAAUGAAUAACCAUGUGCGACGCAUUGCUUCCGAAACCGACAGUACCAUCUCAUCCAUUUCGCCUAGCUUAUCCGAACGCAGCAAUGCGAUCUCUUGGUGCGAUCAGGCACGCGAAGAAUCUUUCUCAUCGUACCGCUCGGAAACGGAACCGGACAACUCACCGAUGGGUGGAUCACCGCGCCCUGAAACGCCGGCCUUCCCUGUAACGCCACGCACACCGUACGGGCUGAGCAAUGGUACCUCCAGUCCCGCUCUACCGCCCAAGAGUCCGACAUCACAACGACGAUAUAACUCCGCUUGGUCGCUACGAAGCCAGAAAUCCAGUGUUUCGACCUACGACGUGAGCAAGGACCUGUUCAGUGCUGGCAACCAGCGAACGCAAGAGAUCGUCAACCAGAACGAAACCCUCUCCUGCUACACAUCGCGCCGCAAUUCAACCACCUCGAACGCGAACAGCGAACCGCAGGAGGUGGCCCCGCAGUUUGUCAAGUUUGCCCGCGACUCAUCCAAAUACUGGUACAAGCCAAAUAUUAGCCGCGAGGAAGCGAUCGCCCUACUGCGCAAUGCCGCACCCGGCACGUUUAUUGUGCGCGAUUCGACCACGUUCGCGAACGCGUACGGUUUGGUGGUGAAGGUAAAUCAUCCACCACCCGGCGUCCAGUACACCGGACCGAACAGUGAGGAGCUGGUGCGACACUUCCUGGUGGAGCCAACGAUCCGCGGCGUCCGGUUGAAGGGCUGUGCCAAUGAGCCCGUGUUCACCUCACUGUCUGCGCUGGUGUAUCAGCAUUCGAUAACGCCCCUAGCCCUGCCGUGUCGGUUGAUCAUCCCCGAUAUGGACCUUCAACAAAUGGAGCAUCAGACACCGGCGCAGCAGCAAUUGCUUCAGCAAGGUGCAGCCUGCAAUGUGCUAUAUUUGUUCACCUGCGACACAGAGUCACUCACAGGACCACAAGCAAUAAGGAAGGCAGUCAGCUCGUUGCUUGCGCUACGACCGCUUCCGAAACCAACGCAAGUGCACUUCAAGGCCUCUCUGCAGGGAAUUACACUGACCGACAACACGCGACAGUUGUUCUUUAGACGGCACUAUCCAUCGAACAAUGUGUCAUUCUGUGCGCUCGAUCCAGACGACCGUCGAUGGAGCAUUCAGUCGACCACCGGGGAUAUUCCCGCUUCAAAGCGCAUGUUCGCGUUCGUUGCGAAGCGAUCGCCCUCGUCGGCAGACAACCAGUGUCACGUGUUCUGCGAGCUGGAACCAACGCAACCGGCGGCGGCCAUCAUACAGUUCGCCAACAAGGUGCUCACCGGUACCAGCCAACAGCCAGCAGUUACCAGAGCAAUCUAAUA
Molecule: messenger RNA, 6996 nt
Organism: Anopheles maculipalpis
Lineage: Eukaryota; Metazoa; Arthropoda; Insecta; Diptera; Culicidae
Gene: by
Exons: 22
Coding region: 77-6994 (2305 amino acids)
Molecular function (GO): protein binding
Source: RefSeq, a predicted model, not a curated record